GAUCACCGGAAGCAUCAAUACAGCGAUUGAGAAACAGCGAGACAGAGAUCCUCACCUGUCGAUCGGGUCCAUAUAUUUGUCUUGCGCUCCCAUCGAUCUUUAAAUCCCACGUGAAUAACAUCCAUACCGUUUCCUUAACAAGCUGUCGAUAGGGGUUUUAGAGCAGAGAAAGCAAAGUUGACUGUGAAAUUCAGUGCGCAAACGUUUUAUUUAUUUUUUUAGGUGCGUUGCAGGCUCGCGGCAGAACAAAUGUAAACAAGCAGCAGGUCAGCCGCGCGACCGAAAACGCGAGGAAACGGCGUGAUGACAGCGACCCACAGGCUUUGAUAAACAUAUUUUGCUUCAUAUUAAGCAAUCUUAGCGAUUUAUUUGCAUGCUGUGUAGUUUAAAUAGACGUUAGGGCAGUAGACGAGGACACCUCCCAACCCUCCUGCAUUUUCCAUUACAGCAACAGAUACCGACGGAGAGUGAUUUAUUUUUCUACCGCUUAUAAAAGACGAUAAAUACAUUGAUCUGUUUUGUUUCUGCUUAAGGACUUACUUUGUAUACGUCUAAUAUAAAAUAUCAAGAAGACUGAAGGAACUACAAAUGAAGAGGCUUAACGGUCCCAUCUGGGCCCCGAGGAAUAAAUAAAUAUCUUAGACGUAUUAAUAUUUACAUGAAGCCGGAGGUGUAAGACAUUCAAACAUCGCAUUUCUUGGGGAGCCGCACAGUGAAGCUGAAGCAUCAGGAUUGUCAUGGCCCACCAGCAGACGCCAAGCUCUCAGAAGGCUUUGAUGCUGGAGCUGAAGUCUCUUCAGGAGGAGCCUGUGGAGGGUUUCCGCAUCACCCUGGUGGAAGAGUCGGACCUCUACAACUGGGAAGUGGCCAUCUUUGGCCCUCCAAACACACUCUAUGAAGGGGGCUACUUCAAGGCCCAUAUAAAAUUUCCUAUUGACUACCCGUACUCUCCUCCGACCUUCAGAUUCCUCACCAAGAUGUGGCACCCAAACAUUUAUGAGAAUGGCGAUGUGUGUAUUUCUAUCCUCCACCCUCCUGUGGAUGACCCUCAGAGUGGAGAACUGCCAUCAGAGCGAUGGAACCCCACACAAAAUGUUAGAACAAUCCUGUUGAGCGUAAUUUCGCUGCUAAAUGAACCCAACACCUUUUCUCCUGCAAAUGUGGACGCCUCCGUCAUGUUUCGCAAGUGGAGGGACAGCAAAGGAAAGGACAAAGAAUAUGCAGAAAUUAUAAGGAAGCAGGUAAUGUCGACUAAGGCGGACGCAGAGCGAGAUGGAGUUAAAGUGCCAACGACGCUUGCAGAGUACUGCAUCCAGACCAAAGUGCCUUCACAUGACAGCAGCUCUGACCUGCUCUACGAUGACCUGUACGAUGACGACAUCGAAGAGGACGACGACGAUGACGACGAGGCAGAGGCCGGCGGGAUUGGUGGAGAAAUGGCCGGGGACUGUUUUGCCGAUGAAGACGACUCUGGCAAUGAGGAGUCUUGACCUCCUUCCACCGUUACCUUGACAUUAACAUCAGUCACUCUAUUCUUUUCCCCAGAGCCUCCUGUUUUAGUCUCUUUUCAGUCUCUCCUUGUGCUUAAAUUGUUUGUUUUUUAUUUUCUUUGUUCCAAAACCUCACAACUUUAGAUCUCUGUCCUUAUUACACUUCACGUUCCCCCGUAGACUAUACAGUAUGACCAAUGAGAUCUCUCGGGUUCAUAAAACCAUACCACGGUCAUUUAUUACAUCUCACUUUUUCCUGCCUUUUAACCUCAGGGCUUUUGGAUAUUGAGAGCUUCUCAUGCCACCUUUAACAUAUUUGUUUAGGUGUUUUAUUCUCUUUGCAAUUAGUUUUUCAGAUCUUUUGAAGGGUUAGUUCACCCAAAAUUAAAAUCGCCCUUGUUCCAAAUCAA
Misgurnus anguillicaudatus (oriental weatherfish) is the source of this 1900-nucleotide messenger RNA. RefSeq names its product ubiquitin-conjugating enzyme E2R 2 (gene ube2r2). Lineage: Eukaryota; Metazoa; Chordata; Actinopteri; Cypriniformes; Cobitidae. The record is from RefSeq and is a predicted model, not a curated record.